This is a messenger RNA of Chondrus crispus (carragheen), 4079 nucleotides long. RefSeq lists its product as hypothetical. The record is from RefSeq and is a predicted model, not a curated record. The transcript has 2 exons. Lineage: Eukaryota; Rhodophyta; Florideophyceae; Gigartinales; Gigartinaceae. The coding region runs from base 1 to 1257 and encodes 418 amino acids.
AUGUCCUCAAAACCACCUUAUCAGCUUCUGACGAGGCAUUCGUCAGUUCAUUCCAGUACCCAUACUGGAGCAGACGUGAUCAAUGCUAUUCUUCGUGCAGACAAGAACCGCGCCUCAACGGGACGUCCGCUCACACGAUCAUCUCAUCGAUUGCGUUUAGCCUCUGGUCUGGAUUCUUCGCAUUUAACAAAGACCAUUUCAAUGCUUCGAGAAGGGGACAUGCCUGAGUCUCAUUCGCUAGCUUUCCCUGGAGAACCGGAACCAUCUUCAGCGAGUACCAUGGAAGCAGUACAAGACGUUAGUCUUGGCCUAACUGGCGAUUCAUGUUUCACAAUGAGAGAUUGUAUCGGCGAUCGCGUGUGCGUUGCGGUCAAUGGAGCCUGCCGAGGAAAAGAUAAUUGCAACUGCAUUCCACGGUCUCCUACAACUUGCUCGUCGACGUCCGACUGUGUCACUGGAGAAGUGUGCAUCAGUUCAGACAGUUAUCCACACGACUAUUGCGUCUCCAAGCAAUAUGCCAUUGACACGGGCGCCGUUUUCGGAGAAUUCCUACUCCCGACAGCAACGCCAGUCUAUGUCGUCGUCCCGCAGGUAACUGUCCCUGCUUCUGACAUUGAUGGUGGGCUGACAGCCGACCCAUGCACAGUCGAUGAAGAGUGCCGUGAUGAUCGAACUUGCCUCUCUGUAGAUAAAUUGACAGAAUGCGAACGCCGUGGCUCUUGCAUUUGCUUUCCAACAGUUGUUGUACGAUGUGAAUAUUCCGAAGAAUGUCCCGAAGGCGAGAAGUGUGGUAGUUCCCGCGGGGCAGAGGACAUUUGCUUAUCAGCUGCUUUUGUGGAAGAGAAUACAGACGUGUUUGAGUCUACAUCGGCGCCCGGCAUGGAUGUCUCGUCUCCAAGGAUGGAGUCUCAUGAUGAAGAAGACGAGCCGAGCAGCUCAGGAGAUCCGCUUCGUUCACCAGAAACUCAUGCUCCUGAUCUCUUCCCAAGAGGGCUCAAUGGAGACCCAUGCACCAGCUCCAGCGAUUGUCGUAAAUAUCGAUCAUGUGAACAUCUAAAACGGUCGUGCUCCGCAGAAGAUGGUUGCAUUUGUUCUCCCCGGAAGGCCAUGAAUUGCACAGACAAUUCAGAUUGUGCAGCGGGCUGGAGAUGUGUGAAGCUGCUGAAGCGACACCUGUGCAUGUCACAGGUAGUGAUAACGAGAAGUGGACUGCUGGGGCGAACGGUUAAGUCUCAUCCCAAAUCGACUACGGUAUAAAUCCACCUGUUGCAAAGCGUCCCAACAACUCGUAGGCUUCCGAGCCGAAGUAACAUAGCCUUUCUCUUCCUGGUCAUGUACAAUCACUCUACCCAAUGUUCAUCGCGGCUAAAGACACCUCUGCAAUGUUACUUGAGUUGUACGGAACAUUUCGUUCUGUUCGGAAACUAACAGUGAAGAUUUCGGUCCAGAGUUAAGCGAACGGACCAUGUCGAGUUGCAUUCGAAUGUAGUUUUGCUUGACGGAUAUUCAGUAGGGACAAGGUGUCCGAUAUGAACAUGGAAAUCAGUUAGUGGACCGAUUGGUUCUCCAUGCGCUCACUCUUUGAGGCCCGUUCAUGUAUUGGAUGACAUGUCAGAAACAAUUUGUAGAUUAGGUGCGCUCAUGUCCAUAAACUGUCUGCCGCUUCCUCACCCAUAGAGAGUAAACGGCAACUUCAAGUGUGAAACGUUUAUUCUCAUGCACAAUGAAUAAAAAGAAGUAAUUAUCCCCGACCGUAUUGAGAAACGGAAACACCAUGAUCUGAAGAUCGUUACUACCGCAUAUAAUAUGUAAGAGCAUUGAAGAAAAAGACAGAAUGGAGAAACUGGCUCUGUUUGCCUAGGUGGUAUGGUCGCCUUGACUCUAGUGUGAGUGAACGCAAAGGCUUUAGUCAUCGCCAAAGUGAAAGGCACAUUCGAGAGAAGUCUCUUCCAGAAAACGAGGGAACUAGUAUUCUUUUCAAUCUUGGCUAUCGCCAUUUCCUAUUUGCACAUGAAUCCUGUCGAUGAUAUGUCAGCUUUGUAUGAAGAGCUUCGAAAGGCUGAAAAGCGAUAUUAUCUUCUUUACACAAAGGCCAGGAUCGUUGCAGAAAUGAAGAAAGAUCAAAGAGAAGAACUACAACCAGCGAUUGCAUUCCUUUUUGCCAUUGAAUCGCACGGAUCUGCGUUUCAAACGGAUGCGGAGGCAAUCGAGGUGUAUGAGAAAGAAAUAAAAAGGGGAAAUGAACUUGUCGAAAUAGCUGAGACAAAAGCCCAGGAUGCUCGAGAAUGCAUGGAGAAGGCCCGACACAAAGUUAAUGAGGGUUUGAAGAAAGAAGAAAAACGGAGACUGAUUCAACAGGCCUGGAAUGAGCUUGCUCUCCUCGAAGCGAGAGUUGGAGACAAGACAGAACCAACUAGUUCUGCCACAACCAAUACGGAUCAGGCUACAGGAGAACUACCAGAACUAGAUAUUCUCAAAUAAGCCUGGACGCCAAGACAUUUUUGUUCUUCCGUCAGGUUUUGCGUUCUAGUCAUGUGUCUGUGUCCGCAUUUGUUUCAAGUCUCUCAGAAUUACAAUUUUCUCCUAGAACGAGAAAAACUAAUGUGAUGUACUACCUUGGGCGAUAAAAGUCAGGAUCGGGUCAUUAAGGGUUUGGAAAACUCGAACCAAGUAACAGGAUUUUCAGUGAUCACCGCUUACCAAAAAAAAAAAAAAAAAAAAAAAACUCGAAAUGAGAACAGAAGGAAGGAAGGAAGAGCAUUCCAAUAAAUGAUGCUCUUCGAAUGGUGUUAUGUUUUCGUUUCGGGGCUGAUGCGUAUGGAAAAAAUGUUGUGACAAAUGCCCUCGUCUUCUGCUGGACAAAAAGUAAAGCCGAAUCCUUGAUGCGAUUCUCUAUCUUGAACAAUACGAAACGAAACGACAAUCAAGAAAGCCUUUUUUGCCUCGGUACAAGUUGCGGAUAAAUCCAUAACUUUUGCCUCAAAUGACACUGUCAACAAUGGCGAUGGUGGUGUCUUAACUACCACUCAGAGCUCCGCAUGGGUUUUCCCCAGAACCCUACGUCGCUGGGCGUACUUUGCGUAGGUCCUACUCAAAGCUUCAUCAUCGCAGUUUCCGAUACUGACAGGUAAUUAUAGCCACAAACUGGUCUUUACACGAAAGCGACCCGUUACAUACAGUGGUACGAUUUGAGAAAUGAGAUGAAGUAUUAGAACGACGCGCAUUUGACGAGCGAUAAUGCUGGCUGUUCAAAGAAGCUUGUCUGCCCACCUGUCGACCUGCUCCGAGCCCAGUAAUGUAGGCGGCUGACAAUGCGGGAUCGCAAAAAUGUUUAAAUUGUUCUGUAUUAACGGUCCGUUUGAACGAAUACGGGGCAUUCUUUCGAACGAGAGUGGAUAUCGGAUGAGUGGAGAAAACAAGAUUCAAUAUCAGUAAGAGAAGGAAAUGGAAAAGAUGCUGCAGUUGCGCUGAUGUUGUUACGCUGAUAUUGCUCACAUCAAUUGUGGUUUGCCUCCAAAACUGGGGAACGAGGUGUUCUGCUAAUAGGGCAGCAACUGAUCAACUGCAGUAUAUAUAUUGGUGGGACCUGCGGGGGCUGCGACUGAAUGACAGCAACUAUUUGACACGCUGGGUAGGAAGUUCCUACUAGGAACUUAGAAUCAUCUGACAUUUUCUUGUCAGUGCAUAAAUCCGAAGUGUAUCGUCUCCUUUGAUGUUCAGCGCACACAAGAAGGCGAUACUGUACUGUAUCAGUGGUGGUGCAAUAAUUAAGCUCCUUCACGUCUUUGUCGUGAAGGAGCUUAAUUAUUGCAAGCCCUGCCUUGUUUUUGUGGGUACAGUACCAAAGCUUGGGUACAGUAAGGGUGACCCCACCGCGCCUUGCCCAAAAUCGCAAAAAGCAGACAGUUGUCCUCCGGUAAUUGGAUCUACUAUCUUUUAAUCAAGCCGCGCUUUGGGGGAGGUGGUGAUUCAGAGAUGAACCCCACCGCGCCUGUAACACGAUACAUCUAUUCAUAUUCAGGGUCACCCCAAUUAGGCUACAAGUAUGUCGUAGAAAUACAUUUGGCGCAAAGAAGCAA